AUGAGUGAGCGUAACGUGGAAAGACUGGUUCGUAAAUAUAUUGAUAAACGUGAUGACAAAUUAAUUGAUAUUGUCGAACGAUGUAUUCGUAAAGGUUAUGAUCAUGAUCGUAUGAAGGAACGGAUCAGUGAGCAUGUUCGUGACAGUUCAGCAAGAAAGCGUCUUAUCGAGGCCUUAUCGAAUGCGUUUCCUCAGUUUGCCUAUAAAAGUAAACAUCCGUUUGAAGAGAAGAAAGAAAUGAAAAAAGAAGAACGGAAGGAGAAAAAACCGAAGAUGGAGGAAUUACCUAUUGCUACAGUGCAACCGCCAUCUGCGCCAAGUAUGCUCAUUGCACCAAAAUUGGCUUCGCUUCCGCUAAAAACUGAACCAAAAACCGAGGAAGUAACCGAAGAGGAAUUGCGUAGUAAAGAAUUAAUGUAUCAAGCACAAAUGGCAAUAGAAGAACGUAAGCGUCAGUUGAAUUUAACUGCGAAACCAGGCAUUGUUGCGCAGUCCGUUAUAUCAAAAGCAUCCAAACUGAAUGUGAAGGAAGCGAGUAUGUUCAUGAAUUAUUCUAUGGAGAAAAUUAAUCGGGUAAAAGAAUUGAAAGAAAAAUUGGCUCGUUCAACUGCUUUACCUCAGCUAACGAAGAAACAAUCGUCGGAAAAGGCCAAAGCAGAACCGGAGCAGGAAAUUGUCGAGUAUCUGGAUCCUCGUAUCAGCUUAAAAUCAGCGCAACGUAAAGUUAGAACAAUAACGUUUCAUGAUAAAGGUGAAUUCGAGGCAUUAGCACAUCGAGAACGAGCAAAAGCACGCUUGACGAUGCUGCAAUCUGAAAUCAGCCAUAUCGCCAAAAGGACUGGUAUGUCAUCCUCUGUCAAAUUGGCUAUGCUUACACCGUCAUCCACAUCUGCGCAGAUAAGUGAAGUACCGACUAUUGAAUGGUGGGAUGAAAUAGUGAUUAGAGCAGAUAACUAUGAUGCACUACCAGAUAAGAAUUUGAACAGUGAUGAGCGAUACAGUGAAACGAUCACAAAUCUUGUUUAUUUAACAAGUAAAGAACGCAAAAAGAUCCGUCGACAAAACAGAAAGGAAGCACAAAAAGAGCAAACUGAAAAGAUCAGGCUGGGAUUAGCGAGAGCGCCGGAACCGAAGGUGAAACUGUCGAAUCUGAUGCGUGUACUGGGGUCUGAAGCCGUUCAGGAUCCGACGAAAAUGGAGGCGCAUGUUCGCAAACAAAUGGCACAACGUCAGCGAAAACAUGAAAGUGCGAAUGCUCAACGCAAGUUAUCAAAGGAACAGCGCUCAGAAAAGAAAACGAAGAAACUCAAAGAAGACACAUCACUGUGUGUUUAUGUCACUGUUUACAGAGUAAAGUCGUUGGCGCAUCCGGCUAAAAAAUUCAAAGUGGAAAUGAAUGCGAAACAGUUGCAAAUGACUGGAUUAAUACUACUUCAUGCCAAUAUAAAUCUCGUGAUCGUUGAAGGAGGUCCUAAACAACAAAAGGUGUUCAAAAAUUUAAUGUUGAAUCGGAUCAAGUGGGCUGAUGAAAUAAUUGGACAGAAGAAGGAAGUGGAGGACAAAGAUGUUGCGGGUGAGAGGAAUCAGUGCUCUUUGAUCUGGGAAGGUGUAAUCAAAAAACGAAAUUUUACGGAUAUAAAGUGCGUGAGUGCUACUUUAGAGAAACAGGCACGUGAAUUGGUGGAGAAGUUUGAUGUGGGACACUACUGGAAUCUUGCUUAUAGCACUUCAUUGCUCAAAGAUGAUUGA
Anisakis simplex (herring worm) is the source of this 1749-nucleotide messenger RNA. Lineage: Eukaryota; Metazoa; Nematoda; Chromadorea; Rhabditida; Anisakidae. The record is from the annotation of a GenBank genome assembly.